Vitrella brassicaformis is the source of this 4019-nucleotide messenger RNA. The record is from the annotation of a GenBank genome assembly. NCBI's taxonomy places the organism in Eukaryota, Vitrellaceae.
CCCACUUGGUCCUUCCUCACAGUUCGUUCGUUCACUCGCCCUCCGUGUAGCAGUCCUGGACACCGUCGUCCAUUCCUCCCCUCCCCGACAGCGUGAUGCUCUGCGCCUGCAUGUGCACCCCAAGCCCCUCACAACUCGACCCGCCCACAGACACCACAGAAGCCAUGCUCUCAGUCGCCGUCUGCUCAGGCGUCGUCAUGUCGCUGCUGGUGGCUGUGGCUGUGGCUGUGGCUGUGGCGCUUGCAACGGCCCGCUUCUUGCUUCUCGGGGUGGCUUCCCUCAUCUGCUGACUCAGCUCGUCUCCGGCCGUCUGCUGCUGAGCCUCCCUCAGCUCCCUUGGUGUGGGCUGCGGCUUCUCACGUGUCUUCUGCCUCAGCUCUCUUGGGUACUCGAGCGGGAUGCUCAUGACGCUCCGUGUGGUGGUGGUGCCGUUGGAGUCGUUGCUGUCCUGCGUGUUGCUCCGUUGGUCUGUGUGGCGGUGGCAGUCGCUGCUCUCGUCGACGUCGCCCAUCGUGUGGCGGCUCGCACAGGAUGGCGUGGCAGCCGCAGACGCCCCUGACGCUUCCGCCUCUGCCGAGGCCCCCGAUGCGGCCGCCUUGUCUUCGCUCGGACUCGGAACUGACCCGUGAUACAUGGAGGUGCUGCUCUCGUCCCCUUUGCUCAACGGCACCAAAUCGCCCGGGCUAGUCAUUUUCGCGGCGGUCUUGCAAUGGGCCUGUCGCUGCUUGGGGGCGGGUGUUGACUCGAACGCCCGGGGCCACUUCCACUGCCAGGGGCGCUUCGGCACACAGGGGGAGUUGGAGUGGGGCACACUGGUACUAACAUCCACGUGUUGCUGGUGCUGGUUGUGGCUGUGGCUGUGGUUGUGUUCGGGGGGGCUGGUGGCUAGCGUGUUGUCACGUCGUUUGGGCGGCUGGGGCGGCAGGCGGUGGGGCUCGUGCGGGUCGCCGUCACUUUGGCUCUGCUGCUCGGCAACAAAGGUCUCUUGCUGUGGCUGCUGUGGCUGCCGGCGGUUGUGGCUGUGCUGGCUUCCUUCGGGCCUUUCCCUGGUCUGGAGUCUUCUCGGCUCCUCUGUGCGGGAUGUGUCGGGUGACGCUGGCGCGCCAUCCAGCCCCCUCAGUGCUUGCCUGCUCCGGGUGCUGUGCAGCAACACGUUGAGAUUGCCGUCCGCCGUCCGCUGCCGUUGGGGCGUGUUGAAGGCCUCCCCGCCGAUGCCCUUGACGCGACACAGCAGCAGGCGAGCAGACACCACACAGCCGGCCAGCAGCAGGCAGGAGCAGACGGCGAUCACGGCAAACAUCCACCCAGACAGACCGCCGAUCCGCUCUGGCGGGGAGUCUCUGUUGGCCACGGGGGCCUCCUUGGCCCUUGCCGCCUUGGUGCUGCUCUCGGUGCUCGUCUUGUCCUCCCUGGCUUUGUGCCCUUGUCCAGGCUGCUCUUUCUGCGCCACGUUGUCGUCUUCCUCUGCUGGCGGUGGGGUGGUGGCGUCUUCUGCCGUCGCUGUCUCUGUGUCUGGCUGCCUUUGCCCAUCCCCUUCGUCCGGUGUCUGCGACUCUUGGCCCUCCUGCUGUCGCUUCUGCUCCUCUUGGUGGAGAAGCUUUUCAAACGAGUUAGUGAUGCUGGUCUUGGGCACCCGCACCACGGGCGAUGCCGAGCUGUCGACGGCAUAGGCACGAUUGACGGCUGAGUCGGGAUCGGCGAGGGCCUGGGACCAGGCAGCCACCAGCUGCUGCUUGCUCGUGUAGCGGCCGCCAGAUAUCACACUGCACACAUGGGUGGGGUGUGUGGAGGACGGGAGACACCACACAGUGGUUGGAUUCGAUGCAUGUAUUGUCUGGCUUGUGGGUGGGUGGGGUGUGGUUACUCAAACGCGACGACGACGGGGUGUGAGGUGACGUGGUGGAUCUUGAUGUGGUUGGCGGGCACCCCCAGCGACUCGCCGAUGGCCUGCUUCAGACCUGUCGCUGUGUCAAGCAGGUGUGGAUGCUUCUGAAGGCGCAAACACGCACACACCCAAGCACAGAAAAGAAUGCUCCCCCGAGCGGCCCUUUGACGAUGCACCCAUCCACACCUACGCACCAUGUCUUUGUCAGGUAUGCCGACCUCCAGCCCCAGCAGCUCCACCAUCUGCUCCCCCCGGCGCAUGGCGUCGUCCGCCUCGCCAAAGGGCUUCACCGCCACAUCAUCCGCAUGGUACACCCCACCCCCCGCCAGGGCGUGCGCCCCCGCCGCCAGCUGCUCGCUCUCCUCGUUGACGGCGAUGCUCUCGUCCGUCACGCCCGCAUCCGUCAGCAAAGACCAGGGCUCCCCCCCGGUAUCUAGUGACUCCUGCUGCUCCUCCUGCUGCUCCUGCUGCUGCUGCUCGGUGUUGGGUGGUAUGACUGCCUUGUUGUUGGGGGGGUUGUUGUCGCCCUGGGCCUUUCGUCGGGUGAGGUCCACUUCUUCCUUUGGACCUGAACACACGAACACACAAACCCGCACCAAAGACGAUCACGUGUAUGCCCAUUUCGUCGCCUGGCUCUCCUACUCACCUGCAGACAUGGCGGGAGCGACGACAUAGUCAUCACCGUCACCACUCGCAGGCUGGCCCUUUUCCUUGUCAAGGUCCGUCCAUAUGUCCCCAUCGGCCCCCUUGCUCAGCACUUCCUUGUGCAGCGGGAUGCGCCAGAGCUCCCCGAUGCCGCUGACGUACAGGUGGCCGUCGGCGCCCACUUCCACGUUGGUCGGGCGGAAGCUGUCGCCCAUGUGCAGGCGGCCCCACACGGAUGCCCGGCCCUCUGGCGACUCGUCGAUGUGAAUAACGUAGACGCCUCCAGGGCCAGUGGCGAACGCCAGGCCGUUCGGGGCGAUGGCGAGGCCGUCGAUCGUGCCGUGAGAGCUGAUGUAACAGGAAUAUGGAUGUGCGUGUGUGCGUGUGUGCGUGUGUGCGUGUGUGCGUGUGUGGUGGUCUUCCAUACUUGGGAGGCAAGAUGGUGCUGAGUCUGUGUGGGUCGAGCAGCAGCCGGCGGUUUGCGAGGGUGAAGUCGUCUGCGAUGUCGAAGAGGUACCAUGCGGGCGUGGGCAUGCCAUCGGCUUUCCCCUUCCCGCCCUCUGUCGCCUCAGACGAGCUGUCGCUCACGAGCAGCCUCCGCUGGUCCCGCGUCACGGCAAUGCCAUUCGGUCGCGACAGCGAUGCAUCCAGCAGCUCCACAGCCGCACCCUCCGUGUCAUGGCCCUCUCCCCUGGCUCUCUCCAGCUCCUCUUUCGACACCCGAUAGAUGCCGGAGAAUCCUAGGGCAGAGGAGUUGGGCAUCAGGAGGGUGGUGUCGUCCACAAGGUGGCCGCGCUGAAUGAGGCCGUAGGGGGGAUCGGUGAAGUAGAGGUCGCCCCGUUCUGAGAGGGCCAGGUCGUUGGGGCUGUUGAAAGGCCUCCCGUCGUAGCCGGCGGCCACCACACGCAGGCCCUCCUCUUGCAGGCCGAGAGAGGAUAUCAUGGUGGGAUCGAUGCGCACCACCUUGCGGCUGCCGUGCUGGCACACCAACAAGGCGCCACUAUCGUCGCUGUCCAGCACAAUACCGUUCGGCCCGGCCACGACAGGAGCUUUCUUGUCUUCAUCGUCCGCCUGUCCGUCACCAGUCAUCCCGCCACCGUUGAGCAGAAACUUGGUGACGCCUUCAUUCGGCGCCCAGCGAUAGACUUCGUUGCGCAGCAAAUCGGAAAAGAGCAGGGCCUUCUCCUUGGGCAGCCACAGAGGGCUCUCGGCCAGUCCCAGGCCCGUCGCAAUCGGUGCGGGGGUGAGGGAGGGGAAGACGCGAGUGAUGUGGUCCUCGAAGCCAGGAAAGGGCACCACAGCAGCGCCUCGCGCCUGUGCGUCAGGUUGAGAGGGUGGCGCGGCUGCCCGCCUGAGGUGCUGUGCCGAGGCGACAGAGGAGAGGAGGAAGAGCAGGAGAGGGGCGAACUGACCAGAAAGGUGUGACGACGCAGCCAUCGGUCAAGCAGGGAGGCCGCUGUGGCCUCCGUCUCCUGCGUCUGCUUCUCCU